Molecule: messenger RNA, 4069 nt
Organism: Populus trichocarpa (black cottonwood)
Lineage: Eukaryota; Viridiplantae; Streptophyta; Magnoliopsida; Malpighiales; Salicaceae
Product: conserved oligomeric Golgi complex subunit 1
Exons: 6
Coding region: 146-3361 (1071 amino acids)
Biological process (GO): intra-Golgi vesicle-mediated transport
Cellular component (GO): COG complex; Golgi apparatus
Source: RefSeq, a predicted model, not a curated record
AAUCUCACAUCCCCUCCAGAUCUAACCCACAAAAAAGGAAGAAAGAAAGAACACAACCCCUCUCCCUCUUUACUUUAGUUCACACGCUAGAGAGUAGAGACUGCUUCUCUCCCUACAUGUAAAAUCAAUUAAAAUUCAUUCAACAAUGAGAGUAUCUACCCCCUCCGUCACCGACGAACGCGCCGCCACGCUAAGCGGCGGAGGCUACCGAGACGCCGAAUCACUGUUCCGUACCAAAGCAAUCCCCGAAAUUCGCAAUGUCGAAUCGGAAACGCGACAACAAAUCGAAGAAAAGAAAGAAGAGCUUCGUCAAUUAGUCGGUAACCGAUAUCGUGACCUAAUUGAUUCGGCCGAUUCUAUCGUUCACAUGAAAUCCUAUUGCGAAUCAAUCUCUCGCAAUAUCGCGUCGAUUCACACCAACAUUCGCUCUCUUUCCGCUUCUCCGUUAUCAGAAACCCCCAAAUUCACAAGCCCUAACUCUACUCGUGGUGACAGCUAUGGGAUCGCAUGUCGGGUCAAGUAUUUAGUUGAUACCCCGGAGAAUAUCUGGGGAUGUUUGGACGAAUUUAUGUUUUUGGAGGCAGCAGGGAGGUAUACACGUGCAAAACACGUACAGAGUAAGUUGAUGAAUAGGGAUUAUAAUAAGAUCUUGUUGAAUUUUCCACUCUUGCAGCAUCAAUGGCAGAUUGUGGAGAGUUUUAAAGCGCAGAUUUCGCAGAAGAGUCGCGAGAGGUUGUCAGAUCAAGUAUUGGAAAUUGGGGGCUAUGCGGAUGCGUUGGCUGCGGCUGCAGUGAUUGAUGAAUUGGAGCCUGAUCAGGUAUUGUGUUUGUUUCUUGAUAGUAGAAAGUCGUGGAUUUUGCAAAAAUUAGGGGGUUUUGGUGGGGUUGAUGUAAAAAAUGAUAUUGUCAGUGGUGAGGUUGUCGUUUUUGUGUUUUGUGAAGUGUUAAAGAUAAUUCAAGUUAGUGUGGGACAAGUAGGGGAGUUGUUUUUGCAAGUUUUGAAUGAUAUGCCUUUGUUUUAUAAAGUUAUUUUGAGUUCUCCUCCCGCUUCCCAAUUGUUUGGGGGGAUUCCGAAUCCGGAUGAGGAAGUGAGAUUGUGGAAACUGUUUAGGGAAAAGCUCGAGUCUGUGAAUGCUGCUCUCGAUAAAGAAUAUAUUGCCAGGACUUGUAUGAGUUGGUUGAGGGAUUGUGGUGGACAGAUUGUGAGUAAGAUUAAUGGGAAGUUCUUGAUUGAUGCGAUUGCUACUGGUGGAGAGCUUGCAGUGGCCGAGAAGAUGAUCAGGGAGACUAUGGAUAGUAAGCAAGUAUUGGAGGGAAGUUUGGAGUGGCUCAAGAGUGUUUUCGGGUCUGAGAUUGAGUUGCCUUGGAGCAGGAUUCGAGAGUUAGUUUUAGAAGAUGACUCAGAUCUCUGGGAUGAGAUAUUUGAAGGUGCUUUUGUUCAGAGGAUGAAAACUAUUAUCAUAUCACGAUUUGAGGAUUUGGUCAGAGCUAUCAAUUUGGGAGAGUCCAUUUGUGCAACUGGGGAGACUCCUGGUGAACAGAUUGACUUUCAGGCAUACUUGAACAGACCAUCCACAGGAGGUGGGGUUUGGUUUAUUGAACCCAAUACAAAGAAGUCUGGUCUAGGUCUUGGUCAUAAAGCAUCGCCUGAAGAAAAUGAUUUUCAUAGUUGUCUUAGUGCAUACUUUGCUCCUGAAGUCAGUCGAAUCAGAGAUGCAGUGGACAGCUGUUGUCAAAGUGUUCUUGAGGACCUGCUCAGUUUCUUAGAAUCUCCAAAGGCAGCUCUCAGGAUAAAGGAUUUGGCACCAUUUUUACAGGACAAGUGUUAUGAGAGCAUUUCAACCAUAUUGACAGAACUCAAGAGGGAGCUUGAUAGUUUAUAUGCUGCAAUGGGGAAUGCCAACAAUGUUGGACAGCGUGUGCCUCCUGCCAUAGUUGUUGAGAAAUCUCUUUACAUUGGGCGACUCUUGUUUGCAUUUCAAAACCACUCAAAACACAUUCCAGUGAUACUGGGCUCUCCAAGGUUUUGGGCCAAAGAUACCAUGGCUGCAGUUUUUGAUAAGUUACCAUCGGUAUUGAGGCAAUCUAGAUUUGCGAAUGAGUAUCCUAUCCCUGACAGUCCUGGCAGGCAAUCUCCCACCAGCUCUAAAAGACAGAGCUCAUCUGCCACUGCUGCUUUGCGUGGAGCAAAUGAAAGUGCAAGCCCUAAACUUGAAGAAUUAGGCAGGAUCAUGAAGGAUCUUUGCAUCAGAGCUCACAAUUUAUGGAUAUCCUGGUUAUCUGAUGAGCUUUCAGCCAUUCUUGCUCGGGAUCUUGGAAAAGAUGAUGGAUUAUCGGCAACAACUCCCUUGAGGGGCUGGGAAGAGACAGUAGUCAAGCAAGAACAAUCUGAUGAGAGUCAAGCUGAAAUGAAAAUUUCACUCCCAUCCAUGCCUUCACUCUAUAUCAUCUCUUUUCUGUUUCGGGCAUGUGAAGAAAUCCAUAGAAUUGGAGGUCAUGUACUUGACAAAUCAAUUCUGCAAAAAUUUGCUUCAAGCCUAUUGGAGAAGGUUAUUGAAAUUUAUGAGGACUUCCUUUCCUCAAGAGAGUCUCAUCAGUCUCAAGUGUCAGAGAAAGGAGUUCUUCAAAUUCUAUUAGACCUAAGAUUUGCUGCUGAUGUUCUCUCUGGUGGCGAUUGUAAUAUUAAUGAGGAGAUAUCUAGAAAUCCAAAGGUGAAAGUUCCUUUCAGACGGAAGCAGGAGCAAAGCCAGAUGAAAUCAGUCUCUAGAGAGCGUAUUGAUGGGUUAAUCAAUCGUUUUUCACAGAGACUUGAUCCCAUAGAUUGGCUUACGUAUGAGCCAUACCUGUGGGAGAAUGAGAGGCAGUCAUACUUACGGCAUGCUGUCCUUUUUGGGUUCUUUGUUCAGCUAAACCGGAUGUACACUGAUACAAUGCAGAAACUACCUUCUAAUCCAGAGUCAAAUAUCAUGAGAUGCUCUACUGUUCCUCGCUUUAAAUACCUUCCAAUAAGUGCGCCAGCAUUGUCUUCAAGAGGGACAACAAAGACAUCCAUUCAAAGAACUGCAGAUGAUAUUUCUUCAAGAAGUUCUUGGAAAGCUUAUACCAAGGGAGAGCUUUCUCGAAAUAUUGAUUUGGAUGAAAACACUAGUUUUGGUGUAGCAGCACCCAUUUUGAAGUCUUUCAUGCAGGUCGGAAGCAGGUUUGGAGAGAGCACCUUAAAAUUGGGAUCUAUGUUAACUGAUGGGCAAGUAGGCAUAUUCAAAGACAGAUCAGCAGCUGCCAUGUCAACAUUUGGUGAUAUUUUACCCGUCCAAGCAGCUGGCCUUCUUUCAUCAUUUACAGCUACCAGAUCAGACUCUUGAUUUCCCACUGAACCCUGAAAGUGCUGCUUCGUAUUUAGCUGCACAUUUUGUUUCAGUGGUAAGAACAGGUGGCAAUUUCACGAUUGUGGGUGGGAUAUGAUGCAGGAAUUCAAGUUAUCUCUAACCCAAGUGCAAAGGUUAUGCAUGUCAUGUAUUGAUACGAAAUGGAAAUUUUCGGAGGUGAAGUGAGUACGGAGUGAAACUGUUGUAAAAGUGGAUUUGUGAAGAAAAGGAGAAGCAUCCGGAAGUUUAAAUAGAUCCAGCGGAGAUCAAAAGAAAGUAUUGUGUUUGCCAGUCCAUACUGUAGAAAGAAACCAAUAAAACUCAGCAGGGUAUGAAGAAAUGUGAUUGGUUUAUACAUGAUGUUAUUUUGUAUAUAGAGACCGUUGCCUCUCUAGACGGUUGGCUUCAUCAAUGCCACAGAAAAGGAGGUGAAGCUUUAUACAUGCUGCUGGGGUUCCCGAGCGUGUAAAGCAGAAUAUCGAGCAAUGUAGUCUUACAUGGUUUGUGUUUCUGGCUUCAGAGUUUCUCUCUAGUGAAGUCGGUUCAUAAAGCAGAAAUUGCACUGGACUGUCCCAAUAGAUUUUGUAUUUGUUUAAUGGAUCUCUUUUUCAACUGAAAUAAACAGUAUAGAAUAUUGGUUUUCAAGAUGAAAAGUGUUUAGUUUUGUGGUAGAAAAUCUAUAUAUAUAUCUGUGUUGCCUUCUAA